This is a messenger RNA of Fundulus heteroclitus (mummichog), 3036 nucleotides long. RefSeq names its product membrane bound O-acyltransferase domain containing 7 (gene mboat7). Gene Ontology annotation, biological process: lipid modification; phosphatidylinositol biosynthetic process. Gene Ontology annotation, cellular component: mitochondria-associated endoplasmic reticulum membrane contact site; membrane. NCBI's taxonomy places the organism in Eukaryota, Metazoa, Chordata, Actinopteri, Cyprinodontiformes, Fundulidae. The record is from RefSeq and is a predicted model, not a curated record. The coding region runs from base 126 to 1553 and encodes 475 amino acids. The transcript is spliced from 9 exons. Gene Ontology annotation, molecular function: lysophospholipid acyltransferase activity.
GAAGUGAACUCCCACCGGUGCUGAGGCGUGAAUGAGAAAGAAGGAACAUCAGCUCCAUGGAAUCUGCAAGUUAAACCGGAGAAAGUCUUUUAGCAUUAGUGUACACCGCUUUCUGAAUCAGGAAGAUGUCUCCUGAUGAGUUGGUGUAUUUGGGCGUGCUUGCUGCCUCCGUUCCUGCUGGCUUCCUCUUUCGUUACCUCAGUUCGUCCGCAAAGCAGACGGCGGCUCUUUUUCUGGGCCUGUUCAUCACCGUCGCCUUGUGUCACAUCCACACGCUGCACUCCCUGGUGACGGUGAUAGGAACAUGGAUUAUCAUCAAGAGCAGCUGGCGGCACGCCCCGGCGCUCAGUCUGAGCUGGACCUUUCUCUACCUUCUCUUCUUCCGACUGGUCACCUGGUUCGGUCUCCCCCAGCCAACACCGUUUGCCAACGCCGUCCAGCUGCUCCUCACCCUUAAGAUGGUCAGCCUGGCCAACGAGGUGCACAGCUUCCACGUAGAGAAGAAACGAGACGUGAGCGCCUUCGCCAAGUCUCCAGUCAUUGGUGGUCUGUCUCAAGAGCCUUCGCUCUUUGACAUUCUGUCCUAUAGUUACUGUUAUGUGGGUAUAAUGACCGGCCCGUUCUUCCGCUUCCAGACGUACGUGGACUGGCUGGAGCAGCCGAGGCCGCUGGCUCUGCCCAGCUGGGAGCCUUGUCUGCAGCGCUUGAAGAUGAUCCCGGUUUUCGGGGCUUUUUUUCUGGCCGUCAACCACUAUUUUCCACUUUCCUACGUCCGCACAGACGAGUUCCUGGAUCAGAACUUUCUCUUUAGGUUGUUCUACAUGGUGGCCGUGUUCUUCGUGUUCAGGAUGCGUUUCUACGCGGCGUGGUGCGGAGCAGAAGCGGGCUGCAUCAGUGCGGGCCUCGGCUGCUACCCAGAAAAGGCGCUUUCAAAACCUGGAGGAGGACCAACUGUGAACUACAAUCCUGAUCCCACCGGUGAAGAGAAAUAUGACUUCAAAACCAUCCAGAACAUCGACUGCUACAACACUGACUUCUGCGUGAAGGUCCGCCACGGCAUGCGUUACUGGAACAUGACGGUGCAGUGGUGGCUGCAUCACUACAUCUACCCAAACGCCCCCUUCAAGUCCUACGCACUCCGGGCUGGAUGGACGAUGCUAAUCAGCGCCUACUGGCACGGACUACACGCAGGCUACUACCUCUCCUUCCUCACCAUCCCGCUGUGCAUCGCGGCAGAAUCCGCCAUGGAGUCCGCUGUCAGAGCCAAACUGGGUCCCGGCGGGCAGAACGUCUUCGACUGGAUCCACUGGUUCCUGAAGAUGAGGGCCUAUGACUACAUGUGCAUGGGCUUUGUGCUGCUGAAGGCGUCCGACACCAUCGACUACUGGUCGUCCAUCUACUUCACCAUGCACGUCGUUGCCGUCGGCUGCUUAUUGGUGGGCAGGGUGUUAAAGGGGGGGAGGAGAGAAGGGAGGAAGGGGGAGAAGGAGCAGGCAAGCGGAGAGGAGAACACUGGAAACGUGACAGAGAAAAGUGGACAGAAAACGGAGUGAACGGAGGAGCAGAAGGGGACUGGUUUUAGCCUUUUUGAGUUACGAGUCCUUCAAAGACUCACGUUCCUACCUACAAGCACGACAUCGGUCCAAGUCAAUUUCCUCUCAGAAAAGUAGAUUUUGAAAAAAUAUUAGAGUUAAGAGUGUCAUUUGUGAAAUCCCUUUAAAAAAAAAAAACCUAAAUCUGUUUUUGCUUCUAUAGAUUCGCACAUAAUUCAGGGAAUUGUGGGAGAGGAGCUGGGAGAGUGAAUGUUGCUUUUAUUUUGUUGGAUGUAUCUGUGGAUAUGGAAAUAACGGCGGAAGUUGUUUUACUCGUGUGGGAUUGGAUAUUAGAGACUGAAAGUCCAAACAUGGUUUGAAUGGUUGACAGGUGAAAAUGUGGUUCAGAUGACUUUUAAUCAUCUCAAUAGUUAAAAGACAAGUGCUAGAAAUGAAUGUGCUCUCUCAAAGCAUUAAAAAAAUUAUAAUUGGACAUACUCUUGUUAGGGGUAGCACUUCAGGAAAGUAUUUCAAAAGAAACUCGGCUGUUUUAGUUUGUACAAAAAGGAAAGUUUUAAUUUAAAUUGGUUAAUGCUGAAAAAAGGAAUUGAUGUUUUUCUACGUUUGUUGCUCUAAGUGUUGACUGUGAUCCUGUGAAUUUAAACGGUUCGUAUAGUUGAACCUUUUUUCCCUUCACCCCCCCCCACCCCCCCCUCACCGUUAGCGCUCCGGAUCGUAUCCGCUGUCACUUCUCCAGCCGUGUUGUAUCCAGAGCCUCCAGCGUGCGAUGUGAAACACGGCUAAAAACCAUUUACUGCCAAAAUGUCUGCACUGCCAUCACGCACCAUUCAGGGUCGGGACCAAGUGUUUAAAAAAAAGCCUGCUAGCUUCCUUAUUGUUCCAUUAAGCUGCCAAUAUUAUAAUAACACUGUGAGGGCUGGGCGAUACCCUCAAAAUCAUUGAAAUCGUUUUUUAUUCAUUUACUUAAGGGGAAUAUAUAAGAUUUGCAAUUUAUGUUUUGCAAUGAGUGCAAUUAUAUGAAAACAAAACUUAUUUCUGUGAUUUAAAACAAUAAGCCAAUGUUUACAUCUUGUCCCCCUAUUUUAACAUCAUUAAUAUGGAUCAUUCCCAAUAAAUCACGACUAUGAAGUAUCGCCGAGCUCUAAACACAUUUGGUAAAAAUACUGCUGAUAAUUUUUUCUCAAUGUUAUCACUCAUUUGACCUAAACUGUGUGAUCAUUUUGUCACGAUGUCUGCUUUAUAUGGUACGGAUGCAGGUUGCUGAAGGUUUGCUUUUUAAAAACUCUUCGUGUGGCCACGCUCUGUUUACCAACGGGAUCAUUUGAAUGGCAAAUCAUCUAUUUAAAACCCACACAGAAACAGUUUGUUUUCAGAGUGAUGCUUUUAUACUUUAGGUGUAUAUUUAUUUUUUCCCUGUGUAUUUGUGUUUUAAACAGCUCCUAUUGCUUUGAAACGGCAUUAUACAUAGAAUCUGCUUCUCUGC